Molecule: messenger RNA, 1869 nt
Organism: Aspergillus clavatus NRRL 1
Lineage: Eukaryota; Fungi; Ascomycota; Eurotiomycetes; Eurotiales; Aspergillaceae
Product: HET domain protein
Exons: 2
Coding region: 1-1869 (622 amino acids)
Molecular function (GO): zinc ion binding
Source: RefSeq, a predicted model, not a curated record
AUGCGUUUAUUCAAUUGUUCCACCCUGAAGCUCACCGAGUUCCUCGGCGAGGAUGUCCCCCCAUACGCAGUUCUCUCCCAUCGCUGGCAAGACGAAGAAGUCACUUUCCAGGACAUUCAGUCAGGCAUUUCCCAGGGAAAGAAAGGAUAUGAGAAGGUUUUAGCGUGCUGCACACAAGCCCAACGUGGUGGUCUGGACUAUGUCUGGGUCGAUACCUUCUGUAUCGACAAGACCAGCAGCGCCGAGCUAUCUGAAUCGCUUAAUUCCAUGUACGAUUGGUACCACAAGGCCCAAGUCUGCUAUGCCUUUCUCUGUGAUGUGUUUGAGACCUCCGUUACGGAUGAGGGGAGCUUCAAGGACAGUGUAUGGUUCACCCGUGGGUGGACGUUACAGGAGCUCCUUGCGCCAACGCAGGUGGAAUUCUUCAGCGCAGAAUGGCAUAGCUUGGGAACAAAAUCUGAUCUGAAGGAGAUCAUUGGGAAGAUUACCGGAAUCCAGCAGGAAGUACUGGAUGGACGCAUCAGGCCUCAGGAGCUCAGUGUCAGUCAGCGCAUGUCCUGGGCGGCCGACCGAGUAACUACCAGAAUCGAGGAUAUCGCGUACAGCCUACUGGGAUUAUUCGAAAUCAACAUGCCCAUGCUGUACGGUGAGGGGAAACGCGCAUAUAUCCGACUGCAGGAGGAAAUUAUGAAGCAGUCCGAUGACCAAACGCUGUUUGCAUGGAAGAGUUCGGACGAAAGCUACCGCGGACUUCUGGCCCAGUCGCCGGCCGAUUUUCGCGGCUGCGGUACAUUCGUUCAAUCAAAACACAAGUUGAAUCGAACCCCAUAUUCCGUUACAAACAUGGGAAUUACCAUCGAGCUGGCCGUCGUUCAGUGGAGUAUGGACAUAUAUCUUGCCGCUUUGGACUGCGAAAUCGGUGACAGCCAAGAGCGACUCGCGAUUUUUCUAGCCCCGCUGCCAGACAACAACCAGUAUGCCCGAGUGAUGUGUGAAGGGGAAGACCUACCAGUCUUUCCGUCAAAUCUCGAGUCAGAAUACCGGAAGGUCUAUGUCAGACAGAGGAUUGCAGGUGCGCAGAGACCUCCCGAACGCAUGUAUGGAUUCUGGCUUCGCCAGUUCCCACCUGUCCAUCCUGGCCCCAACUCUCGUUUCGAAGUCACAGCAUACCACCCUUGGGAUGAGACAGAACGCAAACUCCGCAUCCCUCCAGGAAAAAGAGGCACGGCAGGAUUGAUCAGAUACUCGAUGAGGCAGGACUUUGUGGUGAAUCUCCGAGUCGGUUUCGACAGGCUCCUCAACCCAGUUGUCCAAUUCGGUGGCGCUUUAUGGUCCGCACAACGUGGCGCCAGAGUCCGAGAUCCCAACUCCUUUGAAGCUCUUAUGGACGACGAGUGGAUGGACGCACGGAGGGAACGGGUAUUUAUUGGCGACAGAAAUCACGGGCUCAACCUCAACGACAGCACGAUCCGGAUCCUGAUCAUGGAGGAGGUAGUCAAGGGUCAGCGAAUGUGGGUGGUGCACAUCGCAAAACCGGAAGAUGGAGCCUGGCACAAGGAUUGCGUCUGCGACGGGUGCAGACUGACAGUGUUUGGAGCUCGGUAUCGAUGCAAGACUUGUCCGGGAUUCGAUUACUGUUCAGAUUGUAUCAAGUCGGCGGAAACGACACAUGCAGGACAUGAAUUCGAUGAGGAUCGGCCAGCUUGGCACGCGGGAGUGUACUGUGAUAACUGCGGCGAGGGCAUUUACGGCAGUCGAUAUAAGUGUCAUGACUGUGGAGACUAUGAUUUGUGUUGUUAUUGCAAGCCGGCAUCAGAGCAAAUCCACCCGAAGCAUCGAUACAAGGAGAUCAAAUCUCCUGAUAAUUGA